Messenger RNA from Rotaria socialis, 1167 nucleotides. The record is from the annotation of a GenBank genome assembly. Lineage: Eukaryota; Metazoa; Rotifera; Eurotatoria; Philodinida; Philodinidae.
AUGGGUGCUCGCAACGUUCGUAUGGAAGGAUCAGGACUCUCUAAUUAUGGUGAGAGUUAUAAUUCUUAUGACGGUUAUGGGGGAAUGAUGCAUUCUGGUUCAAAUUAUCAACCAGUCGGAGGAAAUCACGCGUUAAAUGUGAUCAAUUUUGAUCAGCCAUUAUUUGGUUCGCAUUCUUCGGGUGACCUUGCUUCAUAUGGGAAUGCCUAUCAAGCAGGUUUCAACCCAACUGCUGUACCAGGUCUAGCUGGACAUAAACUACGUCAAAUUUGUGUGUCUAACCACGUAUUAGGCGCAUUCCAAAACUUACUACAGCAAGGUUCCAUGGGAGGACUAAGUCUACCGCAAAUGAUGCCUCAAGUGUCUUUUGCGCCACCAUCAAUGAUGCCGCAGAUGAUGCCUCAAAUGCCGUGUGCACCACCACCAAUGAUGCCACAGAUGCCAUUUACACCACCACCGAUGAUGUCACAAAUGAUGCCUCAAAUGCCAUGUGCGCCACCACCAAUGAUGUCACAAAUGAUGCCUCAAAUGCCAUGUGCACCGCCACUGAUGAUGCCUCAAAUGCCGAUGCCACAAAUGGGUUCAAACUGCUGUUCAAUGUCAAUGGAAUUACCAUCAAUGGCUCCACAAAUGCCUCAAAUAUCAUUUCCACCUCAAAUGUCUAUGAUGCCUCACCAAUCAAUUUGUCCACCAGCUAUGAUGAAUGGCUUUGAAGGAUUAUCAUCAUAUCGAGGUUUCGGCCAGGCAGGCUACGGAGGAUUCGGUCAAGCUGGACUAGCAAGUUAUGGUCAACAAGCUUUUGGAGCGCUUGGUAGCUUCCCUCAAAUGCAAUCGCAACUGAGUAGUCUCUACUCACAACAAUCAUAUGGAGCAUUAUCACAACAACCAUUCGGUAUUUUUCCACAACAACCAUUCGGUACUUUUCCACAACAACCAUUCGGUACUUUUCCACAACAACCAUUCGGUACUUUUUCACAACAACCUUUGAGCAGUUAUCCUGGAGCCGGUUUCAAUGUAGGAAGUGGCUUCCCGCAAUUCGGUGGUUUUUCUGAACCAGCUGCUUUUCCACAAGUAGGUGGCUACUCUUCGAUGGGUGCUGCACAAUUAGGAGCAUUUCCAGGUAGCACUGGACGAGUGACAAUUGUAUGUUGUGCUAUUCCUCAAUAA